AAUCAAGGAGAGGAAUAGAUCAUUUCGCAUUUGGUACUUGGACACCACAUAACACCAUGUGGUUCCCUGUGACUCUUCUCCUCCUUGUUGGCGUGGCCGUGGCCCUGCCAGGUCAUGGUAGCCAUGGAUGGGAAUCGCAAAACGAGUAUCAAUACAUUGUACACAGUAGGACGGUAACAGGCCUUGACAAGUUGAAAAACCAAUAUACUGGACUUCAAAUAAAGGGUAUCCUCACCAUUCAAGCAAAAUCGCCGGAGUCAUUGGUGGCGAAGCUUUCCGAUCCGCAGUAUGCUCGUAUACACACUACAUUACCGGACGGUCCGGAAACCAAGAUCUCCGACCACAUGUUGGAAUAUCGCGAGCUUCCCAUGUCAGGAAAACCAUUCGAAAUCAAAUUUAAACAUGGAGUGAUGCAGGAAUUGAUGGUCGCCCGUGAUGUACCUACUUGGGAACUGAAUAUCCUCAAGGGUCUCGUGAGCCAGCUACAGGUUGACACGCAGGGCGAAAACGCGAUAAAACAGAAGAACAAUCAAAAUCUUAUCGACGAGAAUUCUUCCGCUAUAUUUAAAGCCAUGGAGGACUCCGUCGGUGGCAAAUGCGAGGUUUUGUACGAGAUCAUUCCGUUGCCCAGUGAUGCUCUUCAAGAGAGACCAGAUAGGCUACCUUUCCCACGCUUACACGGUGACGUUCGUCAUUAUGACAUUAAGAAAACGAAGAAUUACAACAACUGCCAGCAACGACAACUUUAUCAUGUUGGCUUACAAGUUCCAUUGCAGGAAAAAAUGAAUCAGCAGGAUCAAAUUGUUUCGCAAGUGUCUAUGACUCAAAUGAUUAUUACGGGCGAUCUGAAACGCUUCACAAUUCAAUCUAUCCAGACGAAGAAUCAGGUAUCCGUCAAACCUGAUGUAUCUGAUCCUUAUCUUGGUGCCGUCCACAGCAUGAUAAAAUUAACUUUAGCCAAAAAAAGCAAAGUCUCCAACCCUUUGUCUGACCAACACGAAUCAGUCAAUCUCGAAUCAACUGGAAACCUGUUGUACGCAUAUAAUGACCCAUUCUCCAGCUCUGAGAAUCGAAAAUUACGUCAUUCGAGCAUCAGUCGAAAUUCUGCGCAAGUACAAUCGUCAGAGAGCAGCAGUUCUUCUCAAAGUUCCAGCGAGGAAAACGUAAUGCUGCUGGAUGAUUCUCUCUGGCAAUCUAAAGCGCCACUGCACAUGGCUCCAAACGUACCGCUGUUACCUUACUUUGUCGGUUACAAGGGCAAGACUAUCCAGAUGUCCGAUAAGGUCAACGUUGUGGAACAGGCCGCGAAUCUAAUUUCUCAAAUAGCCGAAGAAGUAGCUUCUCCAUCAAAGACAAAUCGAGAUACGCUGGAGAAAUAUACAAUUGUGAAGAACCUCAUUCGCACCAUGAACCUCAAGCAGUACGCUGAACUAGAGCAGCGCGUAAACGCCGUUAAUGGAGAGGAUCAAAAUGUCUGGAGCAUCUUUCGCGAUCUAGUCACACAUGCCGGAACUGGACCUGCUUUACACACUAUCCAAAAUUGGAUAAAGUCUAAGAAAAUUAAAGGCAUAGAGGCGGCAAGGAUUAUCUCCCAAAUUCCCAAGCACGUUCGCCAUCCAACGGCGGAAUAUGUUCAAGCAUUCUUCGAAAUGAAUCUCGAUCCAGUAAUAAUGCAACAGGAAUAUGUAAAUGUAUCCACGCCUUUAGCGUUUGCCGAAUUAAUCGACAAAAGUUAUAACGGCCAGAAAUAUUAUCCGAUACACAGUUUUGGCCCUAUGACUCCCGAGAUUAACAGCGUGGUGGUCAGUCGCUAUAUUCCCCACAUGGCUAAUCAAAUGAAACAAGGCUUGACCGAAAAUAACAGUGAAAAAGUUCAAACAUACAUCAUGGCACUUGGUCUCACCGGCCAUCCGAAUAUUAUCUCGGUUUUUGAACCGUUCGUAGAAGGCACAAAGCCAGUGACGAAAUACCAACGUAUGGUCAUGGUAAAUGCCUUGUCUACCUUAGCCAGACACCAGCCUAAAUUAGUUGGACCUAUUUACUACAAGCUCUACAUGAACACAUAUGAGAAUCACGAGAUGCGUUGCCUGGCAGUACAUGAAUUUAUCAAGACCAAUCCACCUUUGAUUAUGUGGCAACGCCUAGCGAAAUUCACUAAUGUCGAUAGUAGCGAACAGGUGAACUCCGUCGUGAAGUCUACAAUAGAGAGCAUCGCUAAUCUGAAACGAUCGGAAAUGCAAAAUAUCGCUAACAAGGCGCGCAGUGUAAAGUAUUUACUGACGAAAAAGGAUAGUAAUAUGUACUCGAAAGGCUACUACACGGACAUAUGGGGGUACUGGUUCCUUAGAGGACUUAAUUUGCGAACCAUUGUUGGUGACGACAGUCAAAUACCAAUGUGGCUACGCCUUAAUGUGAAUACCAUUUUCGAUAUGUUCGACCGAGGUUUACCCGUAAAAACAGGAUAUGGAACAUCGAGCGCCAAGCAGCUUAUGAAUAAAGUAUACGAAAUAAUGCAACAGUGGCAACAGAAAGGCGAACAAUCAAGCGAAGAAUCAUCGCAAACGUCAGGCUUUGAGGAACUUCUGCAAGCACUUAAUAUCAAGCCCGAGCACUUGAACAAGUUAGAAGGACAUGUCUUCCUUUAUACCAUGAUGCACGGACUUCAGUUCUAUCCCUUCGAUGGUUCAUCAUUUGAAAAGCUUUCCCGUGAUGUAAAGAAUCACGUCAUGAAGAGCAAAAAAAUAGGAUCAACUUUAAUUAACAAUCAGGAAAUGACAAUAAGCUUCCCGAUUGAAAAUGGCUUGCCGUUCGUCUAUACUUUCGAAUCGCCAGUACUCAUCAAGAACAAAGUUGAUUUUAACAGAAAUCGAGACGAAAUGAUUGAGCAAAUAUCUGGCAAUCUUGAUGCUCUUGUCGCCAAGAGGGUUCAGAAGCGAUUUGGAUUUCUAGCGCCUUUCGAGCAUCAAAAUUACAUGACUGGUGUCGAUCACAGUCUCCAACUACAAGUACCAUUAGAGUUUGAAGUCACAGUUAAUCAUAGAGAUUUAAGUUCAAGCGGGCUGAAGAUUCGCCCGAACAUCUUAUCUAUGCAAAAUCAAAUGGAUUCUUCUAAUGGAGUCAAAUUGUUGCACCAUAGCACUAUUCCAUUCACCACGCGACAAGACGUUCUUGAUCUUCAACCUGUAUCUCUUGAUAAAAACACACAUCUUAUACUGACUUCAGAGAAACAUAAAACCACAUUAGAAAGAGAUCCACUUUAUAUCCAGGUAGAAUCUGAUAACAAACAAGUAGAAAGAAAUAAUGCAGGAAAUAACGUUGGACAGCUUUUGUAUCAACUGAUGGGAAUUUCAAAGAAAAAUUCGAAUUAUAAAAAGUUAGACGUAUCAAUAAAUCCUGGACGGAUAGAAAAGAGUGGCUUACAUUUCAACAUCGUUUACGAUAAAAUGGUACUUGGUGAUAACAAUGGUUAUAAUAAACAUCCGCGUGCAUUAGAGUCCCAGAGACUAUUUUCUAUAAAGCACACAAAACCAAACAGUGAGAAUAGAAGAAAGGAAAUUAUGGAAACCCUUAGCCAAGGUGUCAAGUCGGGUGACGUCCACGUAUUUGAUGUAAGUUACAAGACACCAUUGCAAAAGCACGCACAAGUUCUCACCGUCGGUGUAAUGGAGCUCAACAACGUGAACAAAACGCAUAUGACUUAUGUUUAUUGGAAUUCUCAAUCAAACAUGGAAAAGCCGGAAUAUGAAGCUUGCUACGUUCAAACAAUAGAAAGUGCACCAAGAACUCCUUUAGACUUUGAAUAUACGCUCAGGAGCAACCCGGAAAAUACGCUCCAGGGUGUACUGCGAUAUGGAAAAAGUUGCAUGGAAGGAACCAAAAUUGUUCUCGAAGGGAAAGCGACGCAAAGUAACGAAUUAAAGGAAGCGAUAGAGAACUCCGAAACAGCCAAAAAAUGUUGGGAAGAGAUUCAAAACGGAAACAAAGUAUCGCGGGCUUGCCAGAAGGCCACCGAGCUUGCCGAAAUAAAGGAUAAGAUACGUGUUGUAGUUAAAGAAAUAACUGAAAAUGUCCAAAAUGUUAUUAACAAAGUUAUAGACUGGCUCUCAAGUAUAGUGGUAAUACAUAUAAAAGAAAACAGCAAAAAUUCUGGAACAAAUACCAUCAAUGUAAAAAUGAAUUUAUUACCCUACAAAGUACCAAAAGUCUUAGUGCAAACCCCGCAACAGGAGAUUACUUACCCUUACAUUAAGGAAACUCCUUUGGAAGAACAACGGCUACUGAUGAAAAAAGUCAAAAUGCUCGAAAAUGAAAUAGAAAAACCUUCGUGUAGUCUCGACAAAAAUAUGGUCGUUACUUUUGAUAAGCGGGUUUAUCCUGUGACACUGGGAACAACCAAGCACGUGUUAAUGACCGCUUAUCCGAUAAUGGAUCCUGAUAAUCGCAAGAGUCCAAUUCCGGAAGAAUCGAGAGUAGCUGUCGUAGCUCACGAUACGAACGACGGCAGUAGGAGCGUCAAUAUAUACUUGGGCAAACGAGAAGUUAAAUUGGUAAAAUUGGAUAAUGGCCUGAAAGCUGUAGUUGACGGAGAGACACUCGAUUUUGAAUCGAAGAAGCAUUAUUAUUAUCGCGAAAACGGCGAAGUCGUUUUCGAAAUCGGCGUGCUACCGGACCACUCGAUCGUAUUAUAUUCGAAGAAGUAUGGAAUUUACGUUGCGUACGACGGAAAGCGUGUUGCAGUAUGGGCAGGUCAUAGGUAUCGCAAUGCCGUGCGUGGUCUUUGCGGUAACUUCGACUCCAAUCCCGAAGACGAUUUCCUUACUCCUGAGAACUGCCUCCUGACGAAGCCUGAAGAAUUCGCCGCCAUGUAUGCCUUGAUUCAGGAGAAUUCCGAGGGAUCUGUUCUGGAGAACAGGCGAAGAGCCGAACAAGCCCAGUGCAGGAAACGCUCAUCAAUGCAUAGUCAUCAGAGCAACAUUAUCAACGAUAGAGAAGCGGGAAGAAUAAUGGCAGAGGGCGGGCCAGUACAAAGAUGGUACUCUCCAUCAACAAUUAAAGAACGAUACACAACGAUGAGACCCAUCCGUCAUCGAGAGUCUAGCGGGUCUAGCGGAUCCAAUCAAGAAUUCAGUCAAGAGGAUAGAGAUAAUCGUGAUUCGGGAAGACACAACAUUGUCUAUCGCACAAGAGUCCUCGAAGACAACUCACAGCAACACAUUUGUUUCACUAUCGAACCUGUGCCAACAUGCCGCGAGGGAACUACUCCAACCGAAAGAAAGUCGAAGAAAUAUGAUCUUUUCUGCGAGGAGAGGAAUGAGGAAUCUGUAGGAUUGAAACACAGAGUCGAGAAAGGCGCUAAUCCCGAUUUUAACCGAAAGCGUGCCAGCAAAUCGAAAACUUUCCAAGUUCCUGUUAGUUGCAGCGGCAGCACAUAUUAGUCCGUCAGUACAGAAAUGAUAUACCGAUCUUGCAUACUUAAUUGCUAAUGGAUUUCUUUCUAUUUUUUAUUUUAUUUUUUUUUAAAGCUGCAAAUAUGUUCUUUUAGUAAUUGCAGUAAUGUAAGCAAUAAUAAAGUUGAAACUUUUCAACGUAA
Molecule: messenger RNA, 5590 nt
Organism: Wasmannia auropunctata (little fire ant)
Lineage: Eukaryota; Metazoa; Arthropoda; Insecta; Hymenoptera; Formicidae
Product: vitellogenin-2-like
Exons: 7
Coding region: 57-5435 (1792 amino acids)
Biological process (GO): lipid transport
Molecular function (GO): lipid carrier activity
Source: RefSeq, a predicted model, not a curated record